UACCAGUCACGUGAUGUGCUGUCUGCGCUGGCUAUAUUUCAACGAUUUAUUUUCUCAAUCCCGAGAUCUGUCUUUAAGAAUUAUCUAGGGUUUAGUUAGGAUGACAGUACAGAUUAACACCAGCAGUUGUCAUGGGAACAUUGCUGAUAUCUACAUCACGGAGAUACCCAAUCAAAAAAUAAAUCGAUUCCAUUUGUACACUGACUAGCACGAUGCACCACAGCAAUCAUAGCCGAUGGAUGCUAAUGGGAGAUCUCAGUCUUUGAAGCCUGGAAGUGAAAAAAUAAAGAUGUAAAGGUGUGUGCGAACAGGUCAUUCAGAGCAGACAUUCUUCUGACCUUGAGCCAGCACUGCUUAUCAUGGAUAAAACACGUGUAAAAGAGAUGCACAGUUUUUGGGAACGCAAUGAAACCAAUCAGUCAAGCCCCAGCAAGAAACCUAAACCGCCAAAGCCUCAGAAUGCCAUGACUAUUGCCGUGUCCUCUCGUGCCCUCUUCAAUAUGGAUCUGGAGCAGGAGAUCUAUGAACAGCAGGGAAUGGAGGCAUAUCUGAGUUACCAGUUUCAACAUGAGACUGAGCCUUUUACUCCUGGACCUGCUUUUUCCUUCAUUAAGGCAGUGGAAGCAGUGAAUGCUAAGCUGAGGGAAUUGUAUCCAGACAGUGAAGAGCUCUUUGACGUGGUUCUGAUGACCAGCAAUCAUGCUAAUGUGGGACUUAGACUCAUCAACUCAAUUAACCACCACCAGCUGUUUAUAGAGCGCUUCUGCAUGACUGGUGGCAAAAGUCCUAUUGGCUAUCUGAAAGCCUACCAUACCAACCUUUACCUCUCUGCAGAUUCUAUGAAAGUAAGAGAAGCCAUUGAACAAGGAAUUGCAGCAGCAACAGUGUUCUCACCAGGAAAAAUAACAGAAGUUCCAGAGACUCAGCUGCGAGUGGCCUUUGAUGGAGAUGCUGUUCUCUUCUCAGAUGAAUCGGAGAGAAUCUACAAAGCUCAUGGAUUGGAUAAGUUCUUUGAGCACGAAAAGGCCCAUGAAAAUAAACCCCUUGAUCAUGGGCCACUGAAGGGAUUUUUGGAAGCCCUAGGGAAACUGCAACAGAAAUUUUAUGCCAAAGGUCAGCGAAUGGACUGUCCAAUUCGUACCUACUUGGUCACUGCUAGAAGUGCAGCCAGUUCAGGCACCCGGGCCCUAAAGACAUUACGUUCCUGGGGUCUGGAGAUAGAUGAGGCCCUUUUUCUUGCGGGGGCCCCCAAAGGCCCCAUGCUAGAAAAGAUUAAGCCUCAUAUCUUCUUUGAUGAUCAGAUGUUUCAUGUGGAAGGAGCAGCAGAACUUGGAACUGUGGCAGCUCAUGUUCCCUAUGGAAUUGCCCAGAGGUUUCCCUCAGGGAAGGAUGUUAAAAAGAAUGUGUCUUUCAAGCACCCAGAGUGAAUACUCAUCCAUUCUUGGUUAUAUUAGGACAUUUAAGUAGUUUUUACACACAAAUCUUACAAAAAAACUGGUGUGCAUCUUCAGACAAAACAAGGGCACUAAUAUAUGAUAAGAUACAUACAAGUACAAGGUGUUUUUAAAUGAAGGCAACUCAAACAUGCAUUUUAAGCGGCCAAAGAAACACUGAAAAUGCUGACAUAUUUAAAAUACAUCAGUGCCCUUUGUUUUGCCUCAAAAUGCACAAGUAAUAUUUUUAGUAAGGCAUGUUUGUUAAAACUAGUUAUAUUUCCUUAUUAAACUAAGGCCUAGUCCUGGCUUAAUCUCUGUAUGGGAAAUCACCCCUAUAUGUUUUCAUAACAGCUAUUAUCUAUUUUAAUUUUAGAAAGAAAUGCUGUUUUUCGUCAUAGAAAAAGCUUUAUUUAUAUUUUAAGUAUUCGAGGAUUUCAACUAACAUGUCACUAUUAGCUAUAAUGUUUUAGCCAUACCAGUUCUGAUAGUUCAAUAUAAAAGGGCUGUUUUACACGAAAUAUUAUUGCAUAAAGUGCUCUUCAACGUGUAUAUGAUUUAAAAGGGAUUGUCUGCAUGUAUCUAUGUACUGUAUAUUGUAUGUAUGUUGUAUUGUAAUGUUUGUGUUAUGUGAAAGUUUGUUUAAUUGCUACUGUAUGUAAUUGUUUCACUGUGUCCAGCGUGGAUUGAAACAGUGUUGCACUCAGGGCAUGCUUUGCAUUUUUCCACCACACCGCUGUUAAGAACAGUGAAAAGAGAAACUAUUUAUUGUCUAAAAUAAAAAGAUGAAAAAUUACUAAAGUCUUGGA
Messenger RNA from Paramisgurnus dabryanus, 2242 nucleotides. It is a transcript of the gene nt5c1ab, whose product is annotated as 5'-nucleotidase, cytosolic IAb. Gene Ontology annotation, biological process: adenosine metabolic process; nucleotide metabolic process. Gene Ontology annotation, molecular function: nucleotide binding; magnesium ion binding; 5'-nucleotidase activity. Gene Ontology annotation, cellular component: cytosol; cytoplasm. Lineage: Eukaryota; Metazoa; Chordata; Actinopteri; Cypriniformes; Cobitidae. The record is from RefSeq and is a predicted model, not a curated record.